AUGGGAUGGCACGAGCGGCUUGUCUACUAUCGUGAUUUUGCAUACAGCACCCCGCGGCUGCGAAUGGCGAACGGCAACAUUGGCCACGUGCCCGCGCAAACCUUUGCUGAGUAUGUAGACGACCCUUUCCUUGACGGUGACGGCGACGGCGACGGCGGCGCGCCGGGCGAGGCGUUAUCUGACGUGGACGCCCACGAAGCGCCUCGCGCGCGCUGUCUCACGGUGCGGCCGGCGCUGUCGCAUCGGCUCUACUCGCACCGGCUGCAUGUGCGCGCAAAGGCUAAACUGCACCGCGACAGACUGCUCUCCGGGCCCAUGGUCGACAUCUACGUGGGCGAGGCGCGCCGCCGCUGGACGCUGCACCGCACUCUGCUCUGCCACCACUCGGAGCAGCUCGAGGCCGAGCUCGAGGGCAGCGGGCCGGCCGACCGCAAGGACGCGCUGGAGCUGCCCGAACACGAUCCCGCCGGCUUCGAGCUGCUCGUCAAGUGGCUGUAUCAGGGCACGCUCGACGACGUGGCCGAUCUCCCCGACGCGACGCAGCAGUACGAGUACGCGGUCCGCUGCCACGGCCUCUACCUGCUGUGCGAGCGCCUCGACAUGGCACCGCUGAAGAAUGUGGCCAUGGACCAGUUCCGCCGGGGACUCAACGAGUCGCGGCUGGUCCCUGACGCCGACGAGCUUGACGACCUGUACCGCAAGAGCCCGCCCGGCUCGCCCUUUCGCCGCCUGCUGGUCCAGAUCGCCGCCCGCCAGAUUAUGGACCCCGACAGCGACCACCCCGCGGACGCGUACCGCCGCUGCUUCGCCGGCAGCCCCGACUUCGCCGUCGAGCUGGUCCACGCCAUCCGCCAGGGCACCGGCGGCAUGCUGCUCGCCGACCCGACCGAGAGGGGCAGCGAGUGCGAGUACCACGACCACGACGACAGGCCGCACUGCAACGUCACUACCAACAUCAAGGCCAGGGCCAGGGCUAAGGCCACGGCCAAGCACGGCCAAAGCCCGCGCCGACCGCUCCUGCGCCAGGUCAGCAGCACCCUCCACAAGCUGCGGCCCGCCGAGCCCCCCUCUCCACCCGCCUCGCCCGCAGUCAGCCCACCCGCCUCGCCCCGGAAGCUCCGGCGCCGCUCCUCUACUCCGUCGCCUCACAAGCCCGGCGACGUCGACCGCGGGGACCUCGGCGGACACGGCCGUCGCGAGUCGUCCUCCCAGCCCGGAGGCCACCAAGGACUGGGACAGGCUCAAGAGGGCCAUCACACCGGAGGCGCCAAAGCCACCUCCAGCCCUCGACGAGCCCCGCCGAAGCUCAGAAGGCGGCCCCGGCGCGAGGGCAGGGCGGAGACAACUGGAUCGGCGCAUCAGUCACCGCCGCGGCGAGGGAUAUGGGAGUGGGCGCGCGCAGGCACAGGGCGGCUGAACAUGAUUGGCAGGCUGCCGCACCCAGAGUGGAAGAGCCCUGGGUCAGCACCUCAAGCAGCAGGCUUGGCGGUCAACGGCGCGCAACAAAACGGAAAGACGACACAGUCACACGAUGACUUUGACAUUCCAUCGCCAACCGCGACUGAGCCAGACAACAUCGAGAGACAGGACACGGUCGCGGCUGCCAAGAUCCAAGGCCUGGGCAUUACACCCUUUGCCACGCUGACGCCGCCCACCGACUUCUCGCAGACGGCGGGCUCAUCAGACGACCUGAUCGCCAAUGCCUCGGAAACCACCGGCUCACCGUCGCCCUUGCUCAUGAAGCACGGGUCGUGGACGAACGGGACGGACGGGGACGACGACACCACGCCGACGGCGUCGAAGCCCGCCUCCCCCACCACGCCAGACACACCGACCCCACCUCAGCAGCGCAGAUGUGACUCGAUCAUCGACAUGGCGAAGACACGAGAAAUAACAAGAGACACAGUCUCAAGAACAUUGCAGAACAACAUCGCAGCACUCACGCCAGGGUCUGCCUCCUCUACACACGCAGACUCGAGCAACCCAAAGACACCCAAAGAGCCUGAAGCAAACGCGAAUGAAACACCCUCAUCUGCACCGGCAAAGGCCAACGGCAGCGCAAACUCUAGCCAGCGCCGCAUCCCUACGUACAAGAUUGCACUCGUGCCCAGCCUUCUUUCGCCCAAAAUGAGGAACGCUUCGAGGAGCGCCUCUGCCGCCCACUAG
Molecule: messenger RNA, 2166 nt
Organism: Didymella exigua CBS 183.55
Lineage: Eukaryota; Fungi; Ascomycota; Dothideomycetes; Pleosporales; Didymellaceae
Exons: 3
Coding region: 1-2166 (721 amino acids)
Molecular function (GO): protein binding
Source: RefSeq, a predicted model, not a curated record